GAGAGAGGGAGACAUCUCCUUCAUAAAGCUCUUCUUUUCUCCUCUAUCGCUGGACCUCCAUCGCCGAAGAGGAGCAUCUCCCCACUUCCCGCUUUCCAUUCUCCUGUUUUUUUUUCUUUCCCCCAUUCUUCCGUCUUUUGUCCUCCAUGGAUUGUGUUCACUGUGGUGUUGUAUUUUUGGCCCCUGAGGUGGCGUGGUGUGUAGGAUUUUCAUAGCGUUUGUUCGCUUUAGCAGUAGCAGCAACAGCAGUGGCAGUCGGCGACCAUAGUCACCAAACCACUCCAACCACCGGUGCCAUAGCUGUAGAUCGGCAAGCGGAGGGGGGCAAUUACUUCGGUACAGACCUGUACGUCGGCCGAGAGGAAGGCUUUUUUUUCGGCCCCAGCAUGCUGGAGGAGUGGACAGUGGUCAGCUUGACGUCGGUUCUGCCCGUGCGUACGUAAGUAGGCAGGCAGGCAGAGGGGCAUGCUUCACCGCACCAAAUACAACCGCUUCAGGAAUGAGUCGGUGACGUCCGUCGACGAGCUGCUCCACGGCCUCUCCAUGAACGCCACCAAGGUGUCGGCCGCUCCGCCGACACCGCCUGCUGGCCACCAGCCACCCCCCUACGCGCCGCCGGCCGAUGUACUGCCCCCCGAGUCGCCGGCACCAGCCGCCGAGGACUCGGGGACCACCCUCUGCACCCUCAUCAACAAGGUCUCUGGCCUGAAGUUCGCCAACUCUGGCGGAGGCCUGUUGGGCAUCAAGGGCCUCCCGUCUGCUGUCAAGGACCUGGCUGUUUCCAAGCUCCAGGGGGGCGGGGGAGGAGGGGGAGGGGGGAGUUCAGGCAGCCCGGGAUCGUCCGGCCUUGUCUCAGCGGCCACUGGGGGCAGCUCGUGUGCUGCCGCUGCUUCUGGACAGCAGGAGCCAGGCUCCAUGAGCUCCGCCGGGAAGAAAGGGAGGAUGGAGGAGGCUCAGCCUGGAGUGGCAGAGGACUGGAACCUGGGUGGUGUAGGAGGCAUGGGUGCUGCCAGCGGUGGAGGAUGCGCGGGGCUGGUGAAUAAGCCCUCUCGAGGAUGGCUGCACUCCAGCGAAAAGAUAUCCGGACCCGGAGUGAUGUAUGUCGUGAAGUAUUUGGGCUGCAUAGAAGUCCUUCGAUCCAUGAGAUCCCUCGAUUUCACCACAAGAUCCCAAAUAACAAGGGAGGCCAUCAGUCUGGUUUGUGAGGCAGUUCCAGGUGCCAAAGGAGCGCUGCGCAAGAGAAAGCCCCCCUCCAAAGCUCUUUCUAGUAUCCUGGGGAAGAGUAACUUGCAGUUUGCUGGCAUGAGCAUCAACCUCAACAUCUCAAUCAGCAGCUUAAACCUGAUGACUCCUGACUCCAAACAGAUAAUAGCCAAUCACCAUAUGCAGUCGAUAUCCUUUGCUUCCGGUGGAGAUCCGGACACGACUGAUUACGUUGCUUAUGUAGCAAAAGAUCCGGUUAACAGAAGAGCGUGCCACAUUCUGGAGUGUUCGGAUGGUUUGGCCCAGGAUGUCAUCAGUACGAUAGGGCAGGCGUUUGACCUGCGCUUCCAGCAGUACCUUCAGUGUCCCUCCAGCAAGCUCUCUGCUAUACAUGACAGGGUACUGAGUGUGGAGGAACCUUCAUGGACUGAGGAAGGGGAGGAGCCCCCUGAUCAUCCAUAUUACAACAAUAUCCCCGGCAAGAUGCCCCCACCUGGUGGCUUUAUUGAUGCCCGACUAACCAGUCAGACAGCAGAGAGCAGCCAGGGGGUCGGAGUAGACCAGACGUACUACCAGGGCAGGCCUAUACUCAUUCAACAAGGGUCAUGUGACAUAUACAGUCUGCCUGAGAUCAAAGGUCAGACCUCUAAACCAGGAGAGGUUCCCACGUAUGUGAACACACAGCACAUCGACACGCAGGUGCUGGCGGCACUGCAGGGGGAAGCAGACGCAGCCUCAGAGCCAUGCGCGACUGCUGCGGCCAAAGACAGCCCCAGGAAAGACCUCUUCGACAUGAAGCCGUUUGAAGAUGCAAUCCUGACGCAGUCUCCAUCAGCAGCACCCACAGCGUCGAGCCUGCAUAAGGCGGCUUCAGUGGAUAACUCCAGCCCCCUGCUGGUGCGGUCGGCGGCCUUACGGGCCCUGGAGGAGUUGGAGGGCCAGGCCUGGUACCAUGGCGAAAUGAGCCGGCGCCAGGCCGAGAAGUUACUGCUUAAUGAUGGGGACUUCCUGGUGCGGAAAAGCACCACCAACCCGGGCUCAUAUGUGCUGACGGGGAUGCACAACGGACUGGCCAAACACCUGCUGUUGGUGGAUCCAGAGGGCACGGUACGAACUAAAGAUCACAUAUUCGAGAGCAUCAGCCAUCUGAUUGGCCACCACCGUGACAACAACCUGCCCAUUGUCUCGGCGGGAAGUGAACUGUGCUUGAAGCAGCCUGUCGAAAGAAAACAGUGACGGCCUCCCAAAAACCUGCACGAGGGGAACAGGGUCACCCCCGCCCAGAAAACGCCCCGAAACCUGAUACUUGAAGUUGAAUAAUGAGAGCAUGGCGGAUGACGAUUGUUGACAGUUGCGGGAGGUAUGAUGAUGUGGACGUGGUCAGUUGAACAGUAGCGAGGUUUCUUGUCUGAUCACUUCGGACUCUGUGAGAAAGAUCCGUGGAUAUAAAGAUGACACCUGAUUUAUAGAACUGUUAUAAUUAUUUUGCUGUGAUGACUGAAAUUCUAUAUUUUUUGAGAAGACAUAGGUGCAUUUGGACAUAUAUGUUGAUUUGGUGUUUUAAACUAAAAAAGGCAAGCGUAGUUUAGACGACAAGGAAAUCAACCUCCAGGAGGGAAAAGAUUUAACA
This is a messenger RNA of Colossoma macropomum (tambaqui), 2833 nucleotides long. RefSeq names its product SHC (Src homology 2 domain containing) transforming protein 3 (gene shc3). Bases 466 to 2439 code for a protein of 657 amino acids. The transcript has 12 exons. Gene Ontology annotation, biological process: intracellular signal transduction; cell surface receptor protein tyrosine kinase signaling pathway. Gene Ontology annotation, molecular function: receptor tyrosine kinase binding. Gene Ontology annotation, cellular component: plasma membrane. The record is from RefSeq and is a predicted model, not a curated record. NCBI's taxonomy places the organism in Eukaryota, Metazoa, Chordata, Actinopteri, Characiformes, Serrasalmidae.